AAUCACAAUUUGUCUGCAGGUGUUCAAACCAAAAUCACCCGUGUCUCAGUACUAAAGCAAAAACCAGAAUCGCACUGUCUUAAAAGUGUUCGAUUUCUCCAUUGUUUCAGCUUGAAGCUUAGCUUGAGCUCUCUGUGACUUCAGCCUGAAAAGCUGAGGCAGGAAAGAAUGAAAAUGGUGGAGAGCAGCGAGGAAGAAGAUGAUUUCCCCUCCAUGGAAACUGUCACUCCUCAGUCCAAGAUCGACACCAUCUACCAGUCCAAGACUGAAAAGGGAAUCAGAAAAAUCUGUUUUGAGCUUUUGGAUCUGAAAGAUGCAGUCGACAACUUGUGCAGUAACACACGCACAAAGUAUUUGGCUUUUUUGAGGUUAUCUGAUGAAGUAGUUGAAAUGAAGCAUGAGUUAAAUGAGCUCCAAAAGCAUAUUUCUGCCCAGGGGAUUCUUGUGCAGGAUCUAAUGAGUGGUGUGUCUCAAGAAUUGGAAGACUGGAGCCGGGCUUGCGGAGAUGUUCUGGAAACUGAGGAUAACUCUGGAGCUCAUGAAAUUGAUGAUGUAUUUUCAACUGAAGCGGAGGAUCAAAGAAUGCAAUUCCUAGAGCAUGUUGAUGUCCUUCUUGCGGAGCAUAAAAUAGAAGAAGCAAUAGAUGCAAUUGACGCCGAAGAGCGAAAUCAUCCGGAGCUGAAAGGAUCAGGGGACAGUACAGACAGUGAAAGCUCCUCCUUCAAGGCUGCUCUAUUGAAGAGAAAAGCAAUGCUUGAGAACCAGCUCAUUGAGAUCAGCCAACAGCCGUCACUUGGAAUUGUGGAACUGAAGAAGGUGUUAUCUGGUUUAUUAAAGCUUGGGAAAGGUCCCUUGGCACAUCAAAUAUUUUUGAAAUCUUAUGGAUCACGCCUCCAGAGAAGCAUAGAAGAUUUUCUUGUUCUCUGCCCUUGCUAUCCUGAAACAUAUUCAGCCACAUUAUCUAACCUUGUCUUCUCGAUGAUUUCAUUGUCAACCAAAGAAUCUGGCCUGAUGUUUGGUGAUAAUCCUGUUUAUAGUAAUAGAAUUGUUCAAUGGGCGGAAUGGGAAAUAGAAUCUCUAGUCAGAUUGGUCAAGGAAAAUGCUCCGCCUUCUGAGACAUCUUCUGCUUUACGUGCAGCUAGUGUAUGUGUUCAGGCCAGUCUUAACCACUGCUCUGCCUUGGAAGCGCAGGAUCUGAAGUUAACAAAGUUGCUUCUUGUGCUUUUGCAACCAUACGUUGAAGAAGUCCUGGAAUUAAAUUUCCGAAGGGCGAGAAAAGUGGUUCUUGAUAUGGGUGGAGGUGAUGAGAGCAUGCCUUUGUCACCACGUUUUGCAUCUCCUCUUUCUACCUUUGCAACAUCAUCUGAUCGUAUGCUUGUUGACUGCGGAAUGAGAUUUAUCUUUGUUGUUAAGGAGAUUGUUGAGCAGCUAACUCGCUUGGUCAUCCUGCACUUUGGAGGAAACAUAUUGACAAGAAUUGCACAGCUUUUUGACAAGUAUGUUGAAGUCUUGAUAAAAGCCUUAACCGGCCCCACUGAAGAUGACAAUCUGACCGAGCUAAAGGAGCCUGUGCCUUUUAAAGCCGAGACAGAUUCGCAGCAGCUUGCGUUAUUGGGAACUGCCUUUACUAUCGCUGAAGAGUUGUUGCCCAUGGUAGUGUCCCGAAUUUGGAAUGUUUUGAAUGAAAGCAAAGAAGCAGGGGGUGGACUAGCGGACAAUGUAUUGCCUCCUGUUAACAGUACUGUUGAUCCUAAAGAUUGGAGACGCCAGCUUCAGCAUUCUCUGGACAAACUUAGAGAUCAUUUCUGUCGACAAUAUGUUUUAAGUUUCAUUUAUUCAAGAGAUGGAGAGACUAGAUUAGAUGCACAGAUAUAUUUAGGUGGAAAAGGACAGGAUUUGAUCUGGGACUCUGAUCCUCUCCCAUCAUUGCCAUUCCAGGCAUUAUUUGGGAAGCUGCAGCAACUAGCAGCUGUGGCUGGAGAUGUUCUGUUAGGAAGAGAGAAAAUACAGAAGGUUUUACUGGCUAGGCUGACAGAAACAGUGGUGAUGUGGUUAUCUGAUGAGCAAGAAUUUUGGGGUGUUCUGGAGCAUGAUUCAGCUACGCUUCGGCCAGUGGGGUUGCAGCAGUUGGUACUUGAUAUGCACUUCACCGUUGAAAUUGCACGGUUUGCUGGCUAUCCAUCCAGGCAUGUCCAUAAGAUAUCAUCAGACAUAAUUGCUCGUGCAGUGAAGGCAUUCUCUGCUAGAGGAAUAGAUCCACAAAGUUCUCUUCCUGAGGAUGAAUGGUUUGUCGAAACUGCUAAAGGAGCCAUAAACAAGCUUCUUAUGGGAGGUUCGGGAUCUGAUACAUCAGAGAUUGAAGAUGAUGAUGAUGAUGAUGAUGAUGAUGAACACAUCAUAAUGGAUGAUGAGGUCAUCUCAGAUUCGGAUGAUUCUCCUUCGUCCCUCUCAAGUGUAGAUAGCGAAGAGUCUUUUGCUUCUGCACGAAUGGAAGAAUUGGAAAGCCCUGUCUUAACCGAUUCUGAGAAUUGAUAUGGCUACCUAAUUCAAUUAGUUAAAUUUUGGCAACAUACUCUGAAAUGUAAGAUUAAUGAUGAGAUAUGUAGUGUAAGUUGAAUCA
This is a messenger RNA of Sesamum indicum (sesame), 2620 nucleotides long. Its product is annotated as LOW protein: exocyst complex component-like protein. NCBI's taxonomy places the organism in Eukaryota, Viridiplantae, Streptophyta, Magnoliopsida, Lamiales, Pedaliaceae. Gene Ontology annotation, biological process: exocytosis; Golgi to plasma membrane transport; intracellular protein localization. Gene Ontology annotation, cellular component: exocyst. The record is from RefSeq and is a predicted model, not a curated record.